AUGAAUGACGUCAAGGACCUUGCUGAAUGUAUUCAAAAUAUAGGGGUGAAUGAAUUGCCUUGGAAGGGAGCAUAUUAUACUUGGACCAAUAAGCAGCAUGGGGUAGAUAGAAUCUCAAGUAAAAUUGAUAGAGCUUUUGGUAAUUAUGAGUGGAUGAUGCAAUGGGGACAUGUUUCUACUGAAUAUGAGAAGCCUGGAAUAUCAGAUCACUGUCCUAUGCUACUUACUCUGCAAGAAAAUCAACAGGAGGUCGGGGGGAACUUCAAAUUUUUUAAUGUGUGGACUCAACAUGAUUCCUUUAUGCAUAGAGUUGAGGACACAUGGAAGCAGUGGUAUAGGGGGGAUAAUAUGGAGCAGGUGUGGAAAAAGCUGAAAGCACUACAAUCAAAACUGAGGAAGCUUAAUAAUUGUGAAUUCAAGUUUAUUAGCCAGAAGAUUGAAAAGACUAGGGAUGACCUUGCUAGAAUUCAAGAGAGUAUCAACAACCAAGUCACUGAUGCAUUGAUUGAUCAGGAAAAGGAGAAAUCAAGAGCAAAAUGGAUACAACUUGGGGAUGCCAACAACAAAUAUUUCAGUGCCCUGAUCAAAGAGAGGACUCAACAGAAGCAAAUUAGAGGUAUAACAGCAUUAUCAGGCCAGGUAUUAUAUGAGGCUACAGAUAUCCAAAAUGAGUUUGUGCAGUUUUAUAAAGGAUUAAUGGGAUCUUCAGCAAAUACUCUACCAGCUAUAGAUAUUCAGAUAAUGAGAAGAGGGCCUAUUCUAUCUAGACAACAAAGGAUUAGUCUGUGA
Molecule: messenger RNA, 789 nt
Organism: Solanum dulcamara
Lineage: Eukaryota; Viridiplantae; Streptophyta; Magnoliopsida; Solanales; Solanaceae
Exons: 2
Coding region: 1-789 (262 amino acids)
Source: RefSeq, a predicted model, not a curated record